CCUGCGUGGACACCGCUUUCUCCGGUGACCCAACCCCUUAACGGCUCUCCUCUCCCGGUCCUUGCCUGAAGUGUGGCCGUGGGCGCCUUGUCUAGCCUGUCUCUCCUAGAAGUCCAUGCCCCUCUUUUGAACCAUGGGGGACCCCUCCGAGGCCCCUUCCCGGCAGUACACCAACCCGAGGAGUUUCCAGGGCCCCGAUGGCCGGCGCAGUCAGGAGUCCUCGCAGCCCCAGGCUGCAGUCCCGGAAGAGGUCCCACAGAUGCUUCUGUCCCAACAGCGGGGCAGUCAAGGGCCCCCCUCUGGCCUCCCGCAGACCAACCUCCGCUGGUCCCAGGGAGCCAGCCUGCCCGAAAAUGAGAACUGGCAGACGUCCCAGAUCUUCCAAGCCGCGGAGGCCCCCAUGGGCCACUCAGAGCACCCCGGCUUUCCCUUGGGGUUCCAGACCCACGCCUACAUGGAGGACAGCAGGACCCUGGCCAGCGAACACACCACCAAUCUGAUGCUGCAGCAGCUGCAGCAGGGCCAGGGCAGUCUCUUCCAGCAACUGGAGCCCACCUACCACUCCCCAGGGGCCAGCUUCCUGAGCCAGUUCGACAGCUCCCAGAGAGAAGACCAGCACUUCAGGCCGAGCACCCAGCACAGUCCCUACCCAAGGGACGACCCUGGAUCCCCGAGGUUCUCGUUCUCAGAGCAGGGCUUCUUGUACUACAGCCCUGAGGUGCCUGAGCCACAGCCGCGGGAUCUGGCGGUGCAGAACGCCAAGGCCUACCUGCUGCAGACCAGCGUCGGCUCGGACCUCAGCCUGUACGAGCACCUGGUGAACCUCCUGACCAAGAUCCUGAACCAGCGGCCCGAGGACCCCUUGUCCAUCCUGGAGUCUCUGAACCGCACCACACAGUGGGAGUGGUUCCACCGCAAGCUGGACACGCUACGGGAUGACCCCGAGAUGCAGCCCGCCUACGAGAUGGCGGAGAAGCAGAAGGCGCUGUUCAUCCAGGGUGGUGGCGGAGAUCGGGAACAGGAGAUGGAGGAGGAGAUGAUGGAGACCGUGGUGCCCAACAUCAUGGAGUCGGCCUUCCACCUGGAGCAGGCCAGCGUGGGGCUGAGCUCCGACGAGAGUUUCCGCAUCUACCUGGCGCUGAAGCAGCUUGUGCAGCAGCAGCCGGUGCACACGUGCCGCUUCUGGGGCAAGAUCCUGGGCCUGAGGAGCAGCUACCUGGUGGCCGAGGUGGAGUUCCGCGAGGGCGAGGAGGAGGAGGAGGAGGAGGAGGGCGAGGAGCUGCUGCUGGAAGGCGCCGAGGCGCUGGAGCCGCACGGCGGCGAGGAGGAGGGUGAAGAGGACGAGGAGAAGGUGGUGGAUGUGGUGCCCAAGCCGCAGUGGAAGCCGCCGCCCGUGGUCCCCAAGGAGGAGAGCCGCACGGGCGCCAACAAGUACCUGUACUUCGUGUGCACCGAGCCGGGCCGGCAGUGGACGCGCCUGCCGCACGUGACGCCUGCGCAGAUCGUGUGCGCGCGCAAGAUCCGGAAGUUCUUCACCGGCCACCUGGACGCGCCGGUCAUCAGCUACCCACCUUUCCCGGGUAACGAGGCCAACUACCUGCGCGCCCAGAUCGCGCGCAUCUCGGCCGCCACGCACAUCAGCCCGCUCGGCUUCUACCAGUUCGGCGAGGAGGAGGGCGACGAGGAGGACGAGGGCGGCGCGGGGCGCGACUCCUUCGAGGAGAACCCCGACUUCGAGGGCAUCCCCGUGCUCGAGCUGGUCGACUCCCUGGCCAACUGGGUUCAUCACACGCAGCACAUCCUGCCGCAGGGCCGCUGCACUUGGGUGAACCCUUUGCAGAAGACGGAGGAGGAGGAGGAGGAACUGAGGGAGGAGGAAGAGAAGGCCGACCAGGUCCUGGAGGAAGUGGAGCAGGAGAUCGGGCCUCCACUGCUGACACCGCUCUCAGAAGAUGCAGAAAUUAUGAACAUGUCUCCCUGGACCACCCGCCUGUCCUGCAGCCUCUGCCCACAGUACUCUGUGGCAGUAGUUCGCUCCAACCUGUGGCCCGGGGCCUACGCCUACGCCAGUGGCAAAAGCUGGGAAAUGACAAGCUUGCUUUUGCCAUACCCCUUCUCUGGCCACCCCCUAACUUACCAACCUGCCUCUGGAUCAAAGGAUCCAAACUUGGGGUUCCAGUUGCCCACCCUUCCACCUCCCCAUCUACCCUUCUGUCCACACCCCCACUCCUCCACCUGGCUGUCCAUCCUUCCCCUAUAAAAGACCCUGGAAUGUCACUACUGCCGACUGUGUUCUGGAUCCAGGCCCUUUGUUGGAAAGACGGAUAUGGCUGCUUUCCCAGAGCAGGUAGUGGAAGCAGAGGCAGACAACAUGCCCCGACCCUUCCUGCCAAAUAAUGCCCUGUUACAAAGGGACGAGUGCAGCUGUGAGUGCAGGGCGCGCCUGCAGCACCUGUCAUGCAUUCGGGGAUUAGGGAGCGGUUCCUGGGGAAAGCAGCCUGAGCUGAAAUCUGCAGGGGAAAGGGGGUAGCGGGCAAAGGCCGGCAGAAGGAACAUCAAAGAACAGAGCUUCCCACGCUGUGAAUAUGAGGGCUUCGGGGCAUCUGGAUAGGACGCAGAUUUCUGGUUGUGGGAGUCUGGCAUGGAGCCUGAAUCUCAGGCUCCUCCCCAGCAGUGGGGCUUGAACCCAGGGCCUUUCCUCUGAGCAACACUUCUAGCUUUUUUUUUUAGACUGAUUC
Messenger RNA from Heterocephalus glaber (naked mole-rat), 2738 nucleotides. It is a transcript of the gene Rsph6a, whose product is annotated as radial spoke head 6 homolog A. Gene Ontology annotation, biological process: cilium movement involved in cell motility; axoneme assembly; cilium assembly. The record is from RefSeq and is a predicted model, not a curated record. Lineage: Eukaryota; Metazoa; Chordata; Mammalia; Rodentia; Bathyergidae. Gene Ontology annotation, cellular component: radial spoke; axoneme.